UGCAAAUUGUAUAACGCCGUCGAUAAAAAAGCGCUUCUGUUGCUUUAAUUAUCUGGGACGGAUUUACUGUUAUUCCUCUUCUCUCUCAUUUGUGUACUGACUUUCUGGCAUAUAAAUUUUAAAUCGCAUGUGGUAUUUUUUGUUGCGAAGCAACUGCACGUGCAAUUUAUACGUGACCCGUUUUUUUUAAACGCUUUUAGAGGGAGAAGAAAAAGUGACAAACCCGGAAGCGGAAUCUAUCCCGCCAUGUGUGGGAUAGGACACAGAAUAGCACUUGAAGGGCGAAGGGCAAUUGACAAAAGCGGAAGCGGAAUCCAUUAUUCUGGCUAUGUGGGUUGGUUCAAGCGGAUGCGUACUUUUCCGCUUGGAAAUUCAGCCGACAGAAAUUCCGUCUUUAUUCCACCAUGUGUGGGGUUCAUGGUCCUAUGUGCGGUAGUUUGGAAAGUUAAUGCGCAAUUUUUGAGUAGUUAUCCCGCCGCAAAUAGAACGGGACUAUACGGCAGGUCCGACGAUCUAAAUUAUUCAAAUAGAAACUAUGGAAAAGCAUACAAGAGCGGAGAUAACGACGAGAAACCUAAUGAGGAAAAUUACUUCUCCAGCGAGUACAGCAACAAUGUUUCCGUCUUUGAUGAAAACGGAGAGAAAGAAGACAGAGGUGAUCAAGAUAUUGAACGAGCUUCAUCUUCCUUCAAUUCGGAAAGGCCCAACUUACCACAUAGGAACUACGGAUCUUCAGCUUCGUACGGCUCGUCAGGAUCCCAGUUCAAUGCUUCCCAGGGAAGCUACGAAACUGGAAGUAAUAGGUUUGAUUCCACAAGCGGCAGAUAUGAUUCGAGGGGUGGUAGAUACGAUGCAAGCGGACGAUACAUAGGAGGAAGUUACGACGCUUCUAGAAGUAGUUACGGGCAAUCUGGGAGUGGUUACAAUGUCGCUAGGUCAGAGGGGUCUUACGAAUCGCAAGGAGGAUACGCCAGUGCAGGAUAUUCGAGUACUGGUGCACGGAGACCGUAUGCUAGCAAUUUCGAUAUCAUUGAGGCUCCUGGUAAUGCUCUGGGCCCUAAAGAUGGGAACGAACGAUGUAUACCGAAGUGCUUUGCCGAAAAAGGAAGCAAGGGCUAUCGUGGUCUACCUGGCCGUACUGGAGAAAAGGGCAUACGCGGAUUUCCAGGAGAAGAAGGAAUACCUGGGGAAAAGGGGGACAGAGGAGAACCAGGUCCGACUGGUCCAAGAGGACCAAAAGGCGACAGAGGCAGAACUGGCCUGCCGGGUUUUCCGGGAAUAAAUGGUGUUCCUGGUAUUCAAGGACCGGUAGGGCCAACUGGCCCUUCGGGACUAGAUGGUUGCAAUGGGACUGAUGGGCUACCAGGUAUGCCGGGUUUAAGUGGUGAACCCGGCCCUAGAGGUUAUCCGGGUCCUACUGGUAAAAAAGGAGUGAAAGGCGAAGCAGCCCAUUGUGAAAUAAAUUUGAAAGGUCAAAAAGGAGAACCCGGACGAGACGGCGUUCGCGGUCCUCCCGGCAAUCCCGGUCCUCAAGGGUCUAUGGGACCGCCUGGUUUUAAAGGAGAACCGGGUAUUCUGGGGGCAAGAGGACCACCUGGACCAAAGGGUGAAAGAGGUCCUGUAGGUCUAGCUUAUAAUGGCGCCAAAGGUGAAAAAGGAGAAUUGGGACCACCUGGAAAUAAAGGAGAGCCUGGAGCAAGCAACUUAGUUUCAAAUGGAACAGUCCAAAUAGGACCAAAGGGAGACCAGGGAUUGAAAGGCGACACGGGGCCACCUGGUAUUCAAGGCCCAAGAGGAGAGCCCGGUUCAGAGGGAGAUUAUGGAAUACCUGGCGGCGAUGGUAUGAAGGGCGAAAAAGGUUUAGUUGGAGCCCCUGGGCCCAGAGGUCGUGAUGGUUUCUCUGGUCCACCUGGUCCACCUGGACAAAAAGGGGAUAGAGGUGUCGAAGGACUACCAGGAUUACCAGGGAGACCAGGUUUGAAAGGAGAGCCGGGACUUGACGGUACUCGUGGCUUGCCCGGUCUUACUGGACCCCCUGGGCCGCCGGGUGGAGGCAAAGGCACGCCAGGUCCGCCAGGUCCACAAGGUCCUAGGGGAUUUCCUGGACCAGUGGGUCCAAAAGGAAUGGAUGGAUUUCCGGGGAACCCAGGGCCUCGAGGUCCUCAGGGUCCCAUAGGUGGUCCUGGCAUUCCUGGUCAACCUGGUAAUGAAGGUCCUCCAGGCGACAAGGGCGAGAAAGGCGAAUCUGGUUCAAUAGGAUUUCCGGGUGGGGAAGGUCCACGAGGAUUUCCGGGACCGCAAGGUCCGCAAGGUCCUCGAGGUUUAGCUGGAGAGAAAGGAUUAUCCAUAAUGGGGCUUAAAGGUGACGAUGGAUAUCCUGGUCGAGACGGACAAAAAGGUCAAAAAGGAGAAAAAGGUUUUCAAGGUCCACGAGGCAUACCCGGCGAUUCUUUGAACGGAAUUCCUGGAGAGCUGGGAUACCCGGGUGCACCGGGGGAGAAAGGCAAUCCUGGUCGACCAGGUUUACAUGGCAGUCCCGGACAACCUGGUUCAAAAGGAGAUAAGGGUGGCACAUGUAUUGAUUGUCUUCCUGGCGUGAAAGGUGAUAAAGGAGAUAGAGGUUACGACGGCAGAGAUGGAGAUAAUGGACCGAGGGGACCUCCUGGCGCUCCUGGUUUUAUGGGCGCGCCAGGUCCAGACGGGUUACCGGGUCGCCAAGGUCCGCCAGGAAUUCCAGGCAAAGAUGGAAAUGACGGCCCCAUUGGUCCACAGGGGAAUCCUGGUAUUCCCGCUGUCAUAUCUGAAAACUUAGUAAAAGGCGAAAAAGGUGACAAAGGAGAUCGUGGGCUUGAAGGAAGACCUGGUCCUAAAGGAUUUCCGGGACCGAUUGGUCUUAAAGGUGAUAAAGGAAUGCCAGGAUUUCCUGGAGAAAAAGGAGAGAGAGGGUUUCCCGGUCAACCUGGUCCUGCAGGUCUAAAUGGAAGAGAUGGAAUACCGGGACAAAAAGGUCAAAAAGGGGACAGCAUUAAAGGAGAACCAGGGUUUCCAGGUCUUGUAGGUGAUAGAGGAGAAAAGGGAGAACAGGGAGACCGGGGCAUUGCUGGAGUAGAUGGAGUCUGUCCCGCUAAUAUUGUGGCCCAAUUAAAAGGAAAUCAAGGACCUAUGGGAUUAAGGGGUGAACCGGGACCUCCAGGGAAAGACGGUGAAAGAGGCGAAAAAGGAGAUCAAGGUCGACCAGGAUCUAGAGGACCUGUGGGAUUACAAGGACCACCAGGACCAGUGGGACGACGCGGUCUACCUGGUCCCAGAGGAGACAAGGGGGACCGAGGUCCCUUAGGAUUUCCUGGAGAACCAGGUCGAGACGGACAAAGAGGUUUGCCUGGGUUGAACGGUCCUAAAGGUUUAAAAGGAGAAGCUGGGAUACCGCAAGUUGGUCCUCCUGGAAUUCCGGGACCAUUAGGAAUUAAAGGCGAGAAAGGUCUUCCAGGGUUUCCUGGAAAACCAGGGCCGCGCGGAAAUGAUGGAUUACCUGGCUUAAUUGGAGAAAAGGGAGAUACAGGUGAGCCAGGUUUAAACGGUUUGCCUGGUCCUUCGGGAGAAAAAGGUGAACCUGGUCCAUUGGGGCCCCAAGGCACUCCGGGUGUUCCAGGCCCACGAGGACCAGCUGGACCCAAAGGGCAAGCUGGUUUAAAGGGAGAACAAGGAAAAGCCGGUAUGCCCGGAUUUCCGGGUCUUAAAGGUGAUAAAGGCGACAUCGGACUCCCAGGUCCUGUAGGAAUGAAAGGCGCAUUGGGUCGCCCAGGAUCAACAGGUUUGCCUGGAAUGGAUGGUAGGCCUGGCUUAAAAGGUGAUCGAGGGGACAAAGGUUAUCCAGGUCCUUCGGGACCACCAGGUUUGGUUGGCAUGCCUGGGCAAGUUGGAUACCCAGGAGAAAAGGGAGAUACAGGUCCUUAUGGUCCUCCAGGUCUCCCUGGACCUCCGGGAAACCUUGGGCUAAAGGGAGAUGCUGGACUUCCUGGAAUUCCUGGAAGAAAAGGUGAACCUGGUGAAGCAUCCGAAAAGGGACAAAAAGGAGAACCGGGGUUAUUUGGUUUACGGGGUCCCGAAGGACGCGAAGGGCCAAUGGGUCCACCAGGCCAAAAAGGAGAUGUUGGGCUACCUGGGCAAAGUAUAAGGGGACUACCGGGGUCAAAAGGUGAUCGCGGAGAUCGUGGCAUAGACGGAAUACCAGGAACACCCGGUCAAAAGGGAGAUAGAGGCUUGCCUGGAUUUAUCGGAAACAAAGGCGAAAGAGGAUUCCCGGGGGAAAGUGGGCAACCAGGAAUGGAUGGUAAAGAUGGCGCGCUGGGGUUGAAAGGAGAAAGAGGAUUUCCUGGUGCUCCCGGACUUGAUGGUGAAAAGGGGGACAAAGGAUCGCCAGGUAUAAAUGGAUUUGAUGGAACGCCAGGACCAAAAGGUUCUCCAGGACCUAUAGGAUUAAUAGGACUUCCGGGAGAGAAAGGCGAUUUUGGAGAAAGGGGUCCCCCUGGACCUUUCGUACCGGUUAAAGGUGAAAAAGGUGAACCUGGUCCGCCCGGAAUUAGUGGGCGACCAGGCGAGAAAGGCAAUAUUGGAUACCCAGGGCCCGUUGGAGCUCCAGGUGAGAAAGGCGAUAUUGGGUUCCCAGGAAUAAAAGGAGACAGAGGUUGGCCUGGUCCGGAAGGAAGAAAAGGUGAUAGAGGUAUAACAGGGCUCCCAGGUUUGCCUGGAUCAACCGUAAAAGGAGAGAAAGGUUUACCAGGCUUGCCGGGUAAAAAUGGUAGAGACGGGUCCCCUGGUAUACAAGGAGAAAAGGGAGAACGAGGACUUGCAGGCCUUCCAGGCAGAACGGGACCUGUCGGACCACCAGGUCCGCUUGGUCCGCAAGGACCUAAAGGUGAUAGAGGAUUUGAUGGACGUCCAGGGCCUCCUGGUUUGGAAGGACCUCCAGGAAGACCUGGCAUAGACGGACUUCCAGGACCGCUAGGCGAAAAAGGCGACAGGGGACCACCGGGAUUACUAGGAGCUCCUGGAGAAAAAGGAGAUAGAGGUCUGACUGGUAUACCAGGCCGGCCAGGAGAAAAGGGCGAUAAGGGCGAUAGAGGUCGAGAUGGAAUUAAUGGUAGGCCCGGUCCAAUCGGUCCCGCUGGUUUCAAAGGCGAGCAAGGAUUACAAGGAGAGAUUGGUAUUAUUGGAUUAGUCGGACAAAAGGGAGACAAGGGCAUAGCUGGCUCACCUGGAGUUCCGGGAUCAAAAGGAGAUAGGGGACCGUCAGGGCCUCCCGGUCCUCCAGGCUUGGAUGGAAAACCGGGUAUUGAUGGUCUUCCAGGUCCACAGGGGCCCAUAGGGGAUAAAGGAGAUAGAGGAUUCCCUGGACCAGCUGGAUUAAUUGGUCAACAAGGAGAGAAAGGAGAUCGAGGAUUUGAUGGUGUUAACGGCCGCGAUGGCUCGAUCGGAGCUAUUGGACAGAAGGGCGAACCAGGUGCACCAUGCGAAACUGUGUCAGAUUACCUAACUGGUACUCUGUUAGUGCGUCAUAGUCAAAGCCGCGAAGUACCCCAGUGCGAGAGAGGUCAUACUAAAUUAUGGGAAGGAUAUUCUCUGCUUUAUGUUUCUGGCAACGAAAAACCACAUAGUCAAGAUUUGGGUAUGGCCGGUUCGUGUAUCCGUAGAUUCUCGACGAUGCCUUUUGUAUUCUGUGACAUAGACAACGUUUGCAAUUACGCCAGUCGUAACGACAAAUCCUACUGGCUGUCCACCAGCGCACCGAUACCUAUGAUGCCAGUCGAGGAAAAUUUAAUUCAAGAUUACAUCUCAAGGUGUGUCGUCUGUGAAACUCCAGCUAACGUCAUAGCAGUCCACAGCCAAUCGCUGUCUCUGCCAGAUUGUCCAGACGGAUGGUCGUCUUUGUGGAUCGGCUACAGCUUUGUUAUGCAUACGGGAGCUGGCGCCAACGGCGGAGGUCAAUCACUUUCGAGUCCCGGUUCCUGUUUGGAAGACUUUAGGUCAUCUCCAUUUAUCGAAUGCAAUGGGGCACAGGGACAUUGCCACUAUUUUUCGAACAUGCUCAGUUUCUGGCUGGCCACUAUCGAAUCGAAUCAGCAAUUCCAGAAACCUCAAAAACAGACCCUCAAAGCUGGCAAUAUACGUGACAGAGUAAGCAGGUGCCAAGUGUGCAUUAAGAACACGUAAUGACCUGUCUCGAUAGGACGGUUUGUGCGUAAAAUACUGUGUAUACAUUUUGCGCGGUAUCAUUUUCAAUGAAAAUCCACGCGCAUAGAUUAUCACUUUUCGCAUGACGUGUUCAUACCAAUCAGUGUUCCUUUCACUUCGAGCGCUUGGUCGUCUGUUGUGAUAGAAUUUACGUGUCGGAUGGUCAAGUGCUCGUUCGCUAUAGAGUGCUUAAAAUUGUGUAAAAAGCUUUUAACCUCAUAAUUGAUACUGCCGUGCCAUGUCUUAAACAUAAUGUAAAGAGUUUUUGUAUAAUAAUUAAUAUUUUAAGAUGUAUGUAUGUAUAAAUCUAAGUAAGUUACUGUUAUCGGCAUACUACCGCUAUCUAUUUGUUACUUUAAUCCAGUUUACGCAAUUUUUCUAGAGAUCAAUGUAAUUUUUUGUUAAUCUGGGCUUUAGAAUGUAUUAAACCAAUCUAAUUGGGAGCAAUGCAAUAUGUUUCGAGCAGCGUCGGUGCUAUAGUGUAUCUUUAAGUUUACUGAAUAUUUUUUUGGCUUCUCUUUUAGCCCUUACAUUCCCUUCAGUCAAGGUAAAAAAAGGUUCUAUUUACUCUAGUCAAAACUAUGUUUGAAUAGGUAAAAGUGUUGGAACAUUACUGUUUUAAUUGUCGCAGUUACUUGAAGCGCCCUGACAUUUUAAAACACUGCCAUUUAUAAUAUUUAUAAAAAUAACUUGA
This is a messenger RNA of Cylas formicarius (sweet potato weevil), 6925 nucleotides long. It is a transcript of the gene Col4a1, whose product is annotated as collagen alpha-1(IV) chain. Gene Ontology annotation, cellular component: collagen trimer. The transcript is spliced from 15 exons. Bases 247 to 6210 code for a protein of 1987 amino acids. The record is from RefSeq and is a predicted model, not a curated record. Lineage: Eukaryota; Metazoa; Arthropoda; Insecta; Coleoptera; Brentidae. Gene Ontology annotation, molecular function: extracellular matrix structural constituent.